CGCGCCCGGCGGCUGGGCUGCGGGGUCCACGGAUCCCUCAUCCGUGUCGGCGUGUGCCCGCCCCGGGUGCCCUGCCCUGUGCCACCCUCCCGCUGCCGCCCUCCCUGUCCUCUCCAUCCUCUGCCUCUGGCUGUGCCGCAUUCGCCGCCCCGUGGCCUUUGGGCUGCUCGAGCGACCUACGCGCUCGCCGGGCCCGCAGCAAGAAACGUGCCCGCCUCGCCGCGCCCGUCAGCUGGCGCCUCGCCGCGCCCGGCAGCCGGCGCCCUGGUCGCGCGGAGCCGCGUGCCCGCGGCUCCGCGGCCUGGAGGGCGCGGAGGGCGACGUGCACGAUCGGCGCUCACGCACGCGCGCGCCGAACGGCUGCGCGCGACAGCGGGGCCACUCCUGCACGCGCGCGCGGCCGAGCCGAUGGAGGGCGCGAGGGGCGUGUUGGCGCACCAGCGCCGCGCGGGCAGGGGAGUCGCUGCUGGCCUGAUCAGGCACGUCCCGGGCAUGUCGUGGAGGGCGGGCACCAGCUCGUGGUAUCCAGUGCGACCAGUGCGGCCUCCGCGGCCACGGUGAGCGCUGGCACUGCGCCCGGCAUUACCGCGACGUCUGCCGCGGCUGCGCGGCAGUCUCCGCGGGCUGCCUGUGCCAGGCCUGUGGCAUCAGCAGCGCGGCGCUGGACGCCCGUCUCAGCCUGGAGGACUUCGUCGCGGUCCUGUCGCGGGCCGGCGGCGGGGCCACUGCGGCCGACGUCGAGGUGUGCUUCCAGCGCAUCGUCGGAGACGACGGGCUUGCUAGCGUGAACGACCUCGUGUCCUUUGUGUGCCCAGGGUACCCGGAGAGUCAGAAGAAGCGCCCCGACUGGGACGACGGCGUCAGGGAGCAGCUCAGGUCGGCCUCGUCGACCAGGGCUUCAGACAUCGACUCCUCGCCUCUGUAGAGCGUGCGCUCCCAGAUGACCGUGGGAAGGGAGGGCUCAUCUCGCCGUUCGACAUCACGCCAUCGAGGACUCCGACGCCGGCUCCUUCUGCGCGGCCGUGCUCAAGGAGGCGUGCAAGAACGAGCCGCUGAGCCGCUUGUAGCAGCGCUCGCGAACCCGCGGGCGAGGUUAGCUGGCGCCGGCUUGGGCGCCCGGAGGUGCUGCCCCUCCCUCCUUUUCCCUCCCCUUCUUCCCCCUCCUCUUCCUCUUCCGCCUCUUCCUCUCUAUCUGAGGCGCCCGCGCCGCGGGGAAGAGGAAAAGUAACGAAUUUCCCCCCCUCGGUUGUGCGCGCCAGCAGCUCUGGGGCCGGAACAACCGCCCCAAUUUCCGCCCCUCGGGGGAGUGGCCAGCUUGGCGGCGUGCGGAUGCACGGUGGAGCUUCGUUGCUCGGCGUUGUGUCCUCUGCUCCCCUUUCCCUCCCUUCCUGCCUUCCCCUCCUUUCCCUCCCUCCUUUCUCCUCCUCCGACUUGUGCGCCUGGCACUCGCUGCCGUCCCAGAAGGUCGCUUUUGAGCAACUUGUCACACGCACUUGGCAGGCACGGGCCGUCUAGACUGUUACUGUUUAUGUUGAGUUUCUUGCCCCGCCGCCCCCUCCUGGAGUCGAAACUGUGUGCGCUUUGUUUUUUCUCUUGGGCCAGGCGACGGGGCCUGGCGCUCACGAGGUGCGAUUUAAGCUGCCUCUUCCAUAGCUGUGGUCGGGUGGGCGGUCUCAGGGUCCGGAGCGCCCUCCAGGCCCCAAGCGCUCAGCUCGAGCGCUCCUCUCCUCCUCUUCCUCUUUCUCUUCCUCUCUCUCUCUCCCGCUCCUUCCUCUUGAGGUGUGCCAGCUUUUCCAGCCGUGGAGUGCCACGGGAAGUCACGAUGAGGCCGCGCACCGAGUCCGUGACAGGGGAUUCGCUGUGCGGAGGCCCAGUCGGUCUGUCCCAGCCGCGUGGCCGAUAGAUUGCGCGCGCGGCAGUUCCCCCUUCUCCGCCUUUCUCCCUCUUCCGCUCCCUCCUCUCUUGGUGUGCCGGCCCAUCCGGCAGUGCACUGCAACGGAAAGUCUCGAUGAGGCCGCGCACCGAGUCCAUGACAGGCGAUUCGUUGAGCGGAGGCCCAGUGGCUCUGUCCCGGCCGCGUGGCCGAUAGUCUGCGCGCGCGGCAGUUCCCCCUUCUCCCUCUCCUUCUCCCUCCGCGUCUUUCCUCCCGGAGGCGGUGCGCUGGCUAGCCCCUCUGGGGUGGGCCUGCUCUCCGCCUCCUCUCCUUCUCUCUUCCUCCUCCCCCCUCAGGCGUGCCUGUCGAGGGCAUGGUGCCCACCGCGAUCCAUCGCGCAUCGGCGGCAGGUUGCAAGAUUCACUCGGCAAGUCGCCCCCGGACGGCGUUUAUGCUUUCGGCGGUAUUUGAACGAAUUCGGUAGUUUCGACUUCGCUUUGUUCUCCUGCUGCCGCUGCCGCUGCUGCUGCUGCUCCUCUUUCUCCUCUGGCGUUCCGAUUGUGCGGCAUCCGUGCCUUUGAACUUGGUGUUCGGCCUGCUUGGCGAUGCGUCGUGGCUUUAGUCACUUCGCCUGGGCGCCCUGGCUGUCGCCACGGGUCGUUGAUACGAUUGGGUGAAAUUCUUGCGUCCUCCGCCCUCUGCUCCCCUCGUUUGUUCCCAUCCAGGGUCCCGCUUCUCUUGGCCCGCUGAUCCGCCAAGGACGUCUCACCGAGCCUUCGGCCAGUGACCGAGCCAGGAGGAGGCCGAGGUGCUCGAUGCCACAUCGGCGCGCCGCGCGUGUGCCGGGCGGCGGCAGCGAGCUCUGCUCAUGGGGAGCGUAGUGCUCGCUUUUGGGCGGAGCGUGGACGGAACCAGCGCGGUCUUCGGCCCAUCUCACCACCGAGCUUAAAUUUUGGAUUUCGGGCGCGUUCGGAACGGUUGAGGGCACGGUGACGGAUUCGGGGCCAUCGGUGAGCUGAAGGCACCCCACUAUUUGCCAGAGGCAUUGUGGCGGGCAUGUCCUUUGGCGCGCACGCCCCUCAAGGGAGCAAGAUGUCCAGCGGUUGGAGGCCGCGGAGGCGCGGUUUCGUGUUUUGAGCGAUGCACGCGUCCGCCAGAGUUGCGCUCGCGCGCGUGCACGCGUGUGUGCGCUGGUACGCACGUCAUUUAGGUCUUUCAAGCUGUUGCACUCUUUUCCAGAAUCAUCGCGCAAUGCCAUUCUGUACACGCGCAAGCAUCUUAGGAUCUACCUUCGGUGACCUCCGAGGCAGCCAGGGGCGCUCGAGAGCAACCGUGCUGCCUGCCUGCCUCAAUCCCCCAAUUCGUUGUGUAUCAGCAGUUUGUUGACCUCGCGUCUCGGUGGUUAGAUGAUUUUGCUUGCGACCCGCUCGCCUGCCCCCUCGCCUGCCUUCGGGGCCGUCCACGAGGAGGGUGAUGGCCAGGGGUGCGUGGGGAUACAAUCGUGGCCCAGGGCACGAAAUCUCCAUGUGUUCAUGGUGCCCCCUCUUCUCUCAGCACGCUCCCUGGCCCCCCCCCUCGGCGCAUCCGGCGCCCGUGCCAUGCUGAGUUUCUCCUGUUGCCUCUCGCACCCAGAGCGGGGAUGUGUCCAUGUCCCCGCCUCGCAUACCGUGUGCUGUUUCGCUGCCGCUCUCGUCGUGGUGGUGGUCGUCGUUUUCCUCCGCACUGGCAUGACCACUUGCCGUAAGUUGGAGACAGGACGCAAUCAGGGCCAGCCGCCCCUGCAGCAGCCCGCUCGCUGCGGCGAAUCGCGCCCGUCGGGCUGAUCCCUUCGCCGUUUUCCGCGCGGCGCGUGGUGCGCGGCCGAGCCGUGGACCCCAGAAAUAGCUUGGGC
Prorocentrum cordatum is the source of this 3764-nucleotide messenger RNA. The record is from the annotation of a GenBank genome assembly. Lineage: Eukaryota; Dinophyceae; Prorocentrales; Prorocentraceae.